Epinephelus fuscoguttatus (brown-marbled grouper) is the source of this 3729-nucleotide messenger RNA. It is a transcript of the gene niban2b, whose product is annotated as niban apoptosis regulator 2b. The transcript is spliced from 14 exons. The record is from RefSeq and is a predicted model, not a curated record. Bases 251 to 2800 code for a protein of 849 amino acids. Lineage: Eukaryota; Metazoa; Chordata; Actinopteri; Perciformes; Serranidae.
GUGUGUCUCUCCGAGAAAGAGCCGUCAGUUUGUCACUCGGAGAACUUUUUCUCCCCUUCCCUCUGCCUCCUUGUGUGAAGUGUUUGCCACCGCCCGUUUCCUCUCCAAACUUUAAUCAGGCAGGUUAUGUUGGAGAGGAGGUGAAAGGGCUCAUAAACGAUUCUGCUUUAUUCUGAACGGAUUUUCCUGCGUUUGUUUUAAAGACUUACAGACCAGUUGAAUCAAACCGGGACUUUGAGUUUCAGCCAGCAUGGGGGACGUGAUUUCCAGUCACCUGGAUGAAGCCAAGCGGGAGAUUAUCACAGCUCGCACCAGGGAGGUGAUGGGGGAGUUUGGGCGUCUGUACGAGCAGCAGUAUGCCGUGGCUCUCUUUAACAAAGUUCGCUUUGACAUAGAAGGAGGAGGUGGCCCACAACCCCAGCUACUACAUCGCAAGAUUCCUCUGGAGAACAAAUCCAUCUUCUCUGGCUCGCUCUUUCAGUAUUUGGAGGAGAACAAGAAAUGGAGGAACCGCUUCCUCUUUGUUCCAGACUCCUACAACAUCAACUACUAUGACAGCAAAGCGUCCCAUGAUAGACGCCUCCAUCCCAAAGGAACCAUCAACUGUGCUGGCUACAAAGUGCUGACAUCUAUGGAGCAAUACCUGGAUCUGUUCAACAACAGCCUACCUGAUAUGAAAGCCAAGGUGGGGAGUUCACCCUUCCUUAAGUGUGCCACCCAGUUCCCGCUGAUUCUCUGGCACCCUUUCGCCCGGCAUUACUAUUUCUGUGUGGUUGCGGAGAACGAGCAGCAGAAGUGGCAUGCUGUCCUCCAGGACUGUGUCAGACACGCCAAUGAUGGUUUGUCAGAGGAGAAUAAAGUCCAAACACCAGCCUUUACUGAUGCAGUACGACUCUACCGUCAAGCUCAGGGGCACUACGGCACCUGGGAGAUGAUGUGUGGUGAACCAUCACAGAUCCUGUCUAACCUGGUGAUGGAGGGCCUCCUCCCUGAGCUGAGGGAGCUCAUUGCCCCACGCCUGAAAGGCAAACUACACGAGAGGCAGAGGAACUGGAUGCUGAUUAGUGAUGCGGUGUAUAGCCUGGUGCAGGGGCAGUGCCAGGCUCAGUAUGAGGCAGUGCUGAAGAAGUGUGAGGCUUCCUGCUCUUCUCUGGAGGCCUCCAUACGAACAGACAUGGACCAGAUCAUCACAUCCAAGGAGCAUGUCACCAACAAGAUCAGAGAGGUCGUUCUCCCCAAAGCUGAGAAGCUGUUGAAGGUGAGUAUCGAGCCCUACAUCAGCUCCAUCCUGGACGCCCUGAUGGAGCCGACCAGUCGAGGUUUCUCUGAGGUCCGUGAUGUGUUCUUCAGGGAACUGGUGGACAUGAGCAAGAACACCCUCAAUGGUGGCACCAAGGAGACCGUGGCACAGCACAUGGAGAAGAUCUCCAUGCUGGCCUUCCACCCAGUGAAGAUGCAAAGCUGCUAUGAGAAGGUGGAGCCACUGAGUCUGGAGGGUCUGCAGCAGAGGUUUGACGUCGCCAGCCCCUCAGUGUUUGUCCAGAGGGCCCAGAUCCUCAUGAGAGAGCAAAUGGAUCAUGCAGUGUAUACAUUUGAGCAGAUCCUUCACCAGAGUCUGGAGUCUCAGGGUACAGAGGAGCUCUGCAAGACUAUCCAGCGCUGCCAGGACAGAGUCAUUAAGAAAUUUGACUAUGACAGCAGCACAGUGAGGAAGCGUUUCUUCCGUGAGGCUCUCCUUCAGAUCUUCAUCCCCUACAUGCUGAAGCAACUCGGCCCCUCCUGUGCCUCGGAGCUGCCGCGCUUCCAGGAGCUGAUCUUUGAAGACUUCUCCCGUUUCAUUCUGGUGGAGAAUAUCUUUGAAGAAGUGGUGCUGCAUUCGGUCAUGAAGGACAUCAUGAUGGCUGUAAAGGAGGCAGCGGUCCAGAGGAGACACAACCUGUACAGGGACAGCAUUGUCCUCAGCAACAGCGACCCCAGCCUGCACCUACUGGGAGAAAAACCCUCUAUCGACUGGGCCGGGGAGUACGGAGGAGCCCAGGAGGAGGCAGACGGAGCAGGGGAGGACAUUGAGGGCGAUGGUGAGGGUGAAGGUGGGGACUCCCAAAAGAGGAGAAGAAUGAAGCAGGUGGUGUCCAUGAUCCAGGUUGAAGGCUCCCCAGUCCUGCCCAGUGAGUCGUGCAUGGAGGUGCCCGGCGUCAACGACAUCCCAGAGGAGGAGGAGAAGGAUGGAAAUGAGGAGGAGAACUCUGAUGGUAAAAUUUCUGCUGACCAGAUUGGAUCUGAAAGUCCCAAAGCUUCAGAGAACCCUCCAGACUCGUCAGACAUUUCUGUCGUGAAGGAAGAGGAAGUCAAACCAGAUGAACAGGAGAAAGAAGAAGUCCCAUUGAAGGUUGAAUCUGCCGUAGAAAGUGCUUCACCUGUAGAGGAGAAGGGUCAGGGAGGGGACAGCCAGCCUUUGGUGGAGGAAGAACCACCCUCCAACCAGGAGGAGUCAGAGCAGGCAUUGCCACCACCACCACCUGAGGAAAUUGCAUCUGGAGCUACAGAAACGGCUCCAGAGAGCCUCCCAGAGUCGACACCUGACUUCCCCGCGCCUCCACAUGAUGACAGUGGCUUCCAGUCUCCCAGUAGUGAAGGGGUGGAGGCAGAGGACGAGGAGGAGGAUGUGGCCCCUAGCACAGCGGCCCCCCAGCCCUUGGAGGAGCCCUCAGAGGAGCACCCGGAGGUGACGGAGUCAAGUGUUGCUGCAGCGCCUGAAGCAGAGACCAAAACCAGUGACUCUGAGACCAAAGACCAGUGAUGAAACAAUUUCCAUUUAUGAGACCUGAAUUGAAUUCUGCCCUGCUUUGUUUUUGUUUUGUUUAUCUGACAAAGAUUGAAAGACACUUUUCACAAUUCUGUUUCUGUGACACCUGUUUCAGUUUCACAACAGUUUUCAGUUCCACACCAGUUUCAGGCACAGUCAUCACUGUGCAACCGAUUAGUUUCACUGAGCAGGGCUCAGGUGCUGUCGCCAUUUUGUUAAAUAUUGUUUUUCUGUGUCAUCUUCACAUCUGGCAGAAAAUCCUCAGCAAACUCAGAGCUUUCAAUCCUCAUCAGUUCUACACUUUAGAUUAUUUUCACCUGGUAUAAAUGUGAGCACAGUGGAUGACCUCGAGUCCGUAAUGGUGUGUUGUAAACAUGUAACAAGUUGCAAGAACACCCCAGUUGAGGUGUCUUUGGUGAAAUACUUGUGAAUUGACUUAGCUCUUAAGUGUAUCUUGGUAAACUACUGUGAUGCCUCCAAUAACCUUCAACAAUUAGAUUGUGUUUUUUAUAAAGUUUGUUGUAAAUACAAUUAUUUGAAAUUCACAUAUUGGUUAACAGAAAAUACUUUACACAAUGUGCAAAAGCCCUAGUUGUUUUUUUUCCCCAUCUCAAACAUGCAUUACAAUUCAUAUAUUGCUUUGAUGAACACUCUGACAUCUUAAGACUUGACAAUUUUUUUGUUGGUGGGAAUAACACUAUUUUAUAAGUUUGUCCCGUAACAAAGUAAACUUGUGUAUAUUGUGUAUAAAUACUUCUAUGGACGGGGGAACAACCAAACUGUCAUUUUACAACAUUUUAUAUCAUUUCCUAAGUGCCUUAGCUGAUCUCUCCACCCCCUAUUUUAUUUAUUAUUCUGCACCCUCUUGUCUUUCUUGUCCUAUAUACUUUUAGGUUUCUUUUACUCUUGUGUGAUCCGAAUGA